Cydia amplana is the source of this 1408-nucleotide messenger RNA. It is a transcript of the gene Dph1, whose product is annotated as 2-(3-amino-3-carboxypropyl)histidine synthase subunit 1. The record is from RefSeq and is a predicted model, not a curated record. The coding region runs from base 116 to 1375 and encodes 419 amino acids. NCBI's taxonomy places the organism in Eukaryota, Metazoa, Arthropoda, Insecta, Lepidoptera, Tortricidae. Gene Ontology annotation, biological process: protein histidyl modification to diphthamide. The transcript is spliced from 2 exons. Gene Ontology annotation, molecular function: 2-(3-amino-3-carboxypropyl)histidine synthase activity.
UCACGUAGGCCACCUAUCGAUGACCGAGUUCUCAGCGCGCGUGUUUAUAUUUUUACAAAAAUAUAACCUGGAUAUUGUGAGCGUUUGGCAUAGCUUUUCAGCAACCUAAGAAGUAAUGGAAGACCUACUCCAAAACCCUGGCGUGGUCGUAGUGCGAGCAAAGCCCGAAGGACAGAGAAAAACUUUCAAACCGAACGUUCGAUCUUUGAAUAAAAUUCCUGACGAGUUAUUAAAUGAUCCUUUACUGAACAGAGCAUGUGAAGCGUUGCCUCAGAACUACAACUUCGAAAUCCAUAAGACUAUAUGGAGGAUAAGAUCGGUUGGUGCUAAAAGAGUGGCUCUUCAAUUGCCAGAAGGGUUAACGAUUUUCGCUACGACUUUGUGUGACAUCAUUGAGACAUUCACAGAGGCUGACACAUUAAUAAUGGGUGAUGUGACAUAUGGGGCGUGCUGCAUCGACGACUUCACCGCGGCCGCGCUCGGUGUCGACCUGCUCGUGCACUACGGACACUCCUGCCUCAUACCCAUUGACCAAACCACUGAUGUUAAGGUACUCUACAUAUUUGUGGACAUCAAGAUUGACCCGUCACACUUUAUAGACACAAUCAAAUUAAACUUCCCUAAAAGAUCACACCUAGCCAUAGUUAGCACAAUCCAGUUUGUCACUACUCUACAUGCCAUUGCUAAAACUCUUCGGUCAGAUGAAUACAUAGUGACAGUUCCACAAUGCAGACCACUUUCUCCGGGAGAAAUUCUAGGGUGCACUGCACCAAAAGUUGACUCAGAGUACAUAAUAUAUCUUGGUGAUGGGAGAUUCCACUUAGAAGCAAUUAUGAUAGCCAAUCCUAGUAUUCCAGCCUAUAAAUAUGAUCCUUAUGAAAAGAAAUUCACAUCAGAGUUAUAUGAGCAUAGCUUGAUGCAAGAAAACAGGCAGAAUCAAAUAAAAAUAGCAGAAGAUGCUGGUAACUUUGGUCUCAUUUUAGGGACUCUUGGGCGGCAAGGGAGUACAAAAGUUUUAAGCAAUCUAGAAAAGCAAAUUAAAAAUGUAGAUAAGAAAUAUGUAAAAAUCUUGUUAUCCGAGAUUUUUCCUAGUAAACUAUCCCUAUUUAACCUUGAUGCUUUUGUGCAAGUGGCAUGUCCGCGAUUGUCCAUAGAUUGGGGGACAGCGUUCCUGAGGCCCCUGUUGACUCCUUAUGAGUUUUCAGUGUCGCUAGGAAACAGUAAAUGGCUGAAAGAUGAUGGUACAUAUCCCAUGGAUUUCUAUUCGAAUGCCAGCUUGGGGCCGUGGACUCCGAAUUACAAGCCGGUGUUAUGCUCUGAAGGUGACAAGGUGUGUGAUAACUGCUGUGGUGGCAAAGGGAAAGAGAGGAAAUAGGAAAUAGUACAAAUCUUAGUACUUACGGCAGCC